Molecule: messenger RNA, 4682 nt
Organism: Acanthaster planci (crown-of-thorns starfish)
Lineage: Eukaryota; Metazoa; Echinodermata; Asteroidea; Valvatida; Acanthasteridae
Molecular function (GO): protein binding
Source: RefSeq, a predicted model, not a curated record
CUAGGUAUAACCAAGGAAACGACAGUGAGGGUGACAACAAUGAUGACAAACAUGGUGGGGAGAACAGCACCAACCGUUGGAUUUGAUUUUAUAACGGUAGCGCUGAUCACAGCUCUGUCCUCAUAAUCCAUGGGAUUUUGACUUAAACAUGUGAAUGUUCCUUGAUCGGAUAUUUCAAUCGAAGUGAUAUUUGAAAUCAUGUCAUCUGACAUAAAGAAUCUGCCUUGCGUAGAGUAUCACCAUAUAUCACUGUGCCGUUGGCGUUCAGCCGAGUCAUGUUUGGGACGGAUACACCAGUUGCCGUGCACGAAAAAGUUGGUGUCUGACCGACUGUCAAGGUUAGACGAUUCUCACCAAUCAUGGCUUUUGGAGGACUGCAAGAGAAGUCAUGUAUGUCCAAGUCAGUAACCACUACGUCAGAGUACCGCGAUGGACCUUGACAUCGAGGGAGAGCAGACGGGGGAUUAUUGAGAAGCCAGUCGCGUAGACCCGUCAACCGGCAGGCACACUGAAGAGGGUUGCCUUCAAGCUCAAGUGUGGAGAGCGUCACCGGGAACUACUUUGAUUUGAUUGAAACUCAGGUCCAGCAUUACCACGCUGUCACAAUGACCAAUAUGCAGGUGAUAUCAUGGACUGAAUUGUGAGCAAGAACGAAUUUCUGUAAAUGGUUGAGAAAGCUGCAAUUUGUGCUAUCAAAAACAUUCAGUUCAUUUUGGGAGACAUCCAUGGUGUUUAGUCGGGGCAUCUGUCGAAACAUCCCCGAGUGGACGUAAAUCAGUCGAUUCCCAGUGAGAUGCAGACGUUCCAGCGAGUUCAGACCGAUAAAGUAAUCGGGAUGUAAGAAUGAGAGUUGGUUGUUAGUGAUGGAAAGUUCCACGAAUUCAGCUUGGCUGAGAAAUAUUCCACCUACAUGUAGCAGUGACGUCAGGAAGUUGCCAUCGAGAUACAGAGACCGUAGCAUGGUGAGAUGACUCAAAGCGGUCGAAGAGACGAACAAGAGUCGAUUGCUUGCAAGAUGGAGCUCCUUUAGAUUGACAAAUCCUUUCAGGAUUUUCGAGAACGGGUUGGCCGGGAUGUUGUCACCAGCAUGUAAAAUCGGUCGAUGGGGUAACCCCUCUAGCCCACUUGACUUACCUCGUUGUGAUCCAAAUAAGGUCUAAUUAUAAAUCCCGGUCGAUGUUGGGGCAGUGUUAACAUUUGUUAUCCGGUUGAAUUAUGAAACGCAAGAAAUUUUAUUUAAUGAAUGGGGAUGAGCAAUAUGACGUCUUGCACAAAACCACAAGUUGACGCUGUUAAACUUUUAGGGCAAACUUGUCACUGGGUCAUAAAAAUACAUCUAUUUCAUAUACGUGUACAUGUCAUGUAUAUUUCCGUUUGCACAAUGACCCGAAAAAAAAACCGGUGGUAGAAUACUGACUUCGGGCUUAGAUUCAAGUCGAGGGGAAAUUUCGUCAAUCGCAAUAGUAUUGUGUUGGAUUUGUACAUUAAUACGCGGUGCAGUAUGUGUCAAUAAGGAAGCAUUUUGGCUUUACACUCCAAGCUCACAGAAUAAUCGUGCGUCCAUGACCUCAAGCAUGCUAUUCUUGGAAGAUAUACAAGGCUCUGCGCUCCGGUGAACGCAUUCAAAAGACAAACGAAAUUUAACAUUUCAAUGCUUGGGAAAAAGCACAUGUAGCUCAUUUCCGUUUGAUAUUGCAAUAAGUACGGACGCUAUGAGAUGACACGGUUUUGAAUUCUUGGGUUUUACGGGCGGGAUUUACGUUGCAUGCUUCAUUUUACGCGAUUUAUUGAUAUGAACGGUGCUGUUUUCGCAGUGCACAGACGUGUAAGCUGCUGUUAGAUGUAAAGUAGGAACCUGCCCUCUUUUGUAUUAAAUUUGACAAACGGAUCUCUGUAACAAUCGAACACCUCUUGGCUGAAGAGUUCAGGAUCGCUGUACUUUAAAGUUCCACUUCUCUUCGGGUCGACAUUUGCAACCAGACACAAAUCUUGUCUGAGUGGUCAGAGAGAGAGAAAGAGAGAGAGAGAGAGAGAGAGAGAGCAGUGAAAAAGAUGGCGAUGGCUUUGUUUACGUUCCUGUUGUGUAUUGGAGCGUCCAUUAGAAUCGCUCAGUCAUCACCCUGCCAUGCGCAAUGCACAUAUGACCGGGUAACUGGUAAGGCUGACUGCUCCUCCCGCAAUCUGGACUGCAUCCCCGUCAACUACCCAGACUCCCUCGUCAUGGAUCUUAGCCAUAACAACAUAACGAUACUGGAACCAGCCGAUUUCAACAGGACAUUCACAAGAUUGGUUGAACUCUACCUUGACUACAACAAUAUAUCCGAUGUGACGCCACUUAUGACGUCAACUGAGAUGGAAAGCCUAAAGAAACUGUCGGUUCAACAUAACGCCAUUGUGCAAUUGGGCUAUUCAUGUAGGCUCGAGUCUCUUGAAGAUUUAUCGCUGGACAACAACCUGAUCAAUAGUUUAUACGACUUUCCAUAUUGUCAACGUUUGAGGCGCUUUUCUGCUGAUUCAAAUGAACUGCAAACCUUUCGAGUUGGCACAUUUGGGUCCUCUGUUUUCCCUUCAUAUGUUAGCUUGCGGUUCAACCGAAUAACGUAUAUUUCCGUUUACAUUUAUCGAUUUGUUUCAUCUGGAAAUCGGACCCUUUUACUAGAUCACAAUAAAAUAUCCCAACUUUACAUAUUUCGAGAUGUACAAAUAGGCCUACUCUCUCUGAGUCAUAACAGAGUCCGAUAUUUAGAAGCCCGAACUCCUGGUGAGCUGAUCCUAGCCAGCAAUGGCUUACAUGAACUGGAUAACGGAUUCCGUUUGUUUGAACGUGAAAAUAGCUUGAUGGAGAAACUUGACAUUAGGAACAACUCGUUCGAUUCCCUGAUACAACCAGACUGGGCAGAAGGUCUUGAGAUUUUACAUGCAGAUGACAACCUGUUGGCCAACUUGUCCUCUACAACUCUACAAGGAUUUGUCAACCUGACGGAGCUCCAUUUAGCAAACAAUCGACUGUUGUUCAUCUCUCCGUCAGCUCUGAGUCAGCUCACUAUGCUGCAGUCUCUGUAUCUCGAUGACAACGCCCUGACGUCUUUGCUCGGUGGAAUAUUUCUCAGUCAAGCUGAAUUAGUGGAGCUAUCCAUCACCAACAACCAAAUCUCCGUCUUACAUCCCGAUUACUUCACCGGUCUGGAUUCACUUGAACGUCUGCAUCUCGCUGGGAAUCGACUGCUUUACGUCCACUCGGUGAUGUUUCGACACAUGCCUAGACUUACCACCAUAGACUUUUCUCAAAAUGAACUGGAACGUUUUGAUAUCACCAACUGUAACCUUUUCAGUGAUUUAGAGAACGUCUCUUUAACUGAAAAUUCCCUGGCUGACAUCAGUUCUAUACUGGGCCAUUGCGAAAGCUUGAUAAUACUCGAUAUUCGUUUAAAUCAGAUCGAAGUGGUUCCUGGUGACUCUCUUACUGGCAAAAACAGAGCGCUCUCCAGACUUGAGCUUGAAGGCAACCCUCUUCAGUGUGACUGCCGAUUGACGGGUCUACGCGACUGGCUUCUCAAUAACCCCCCGUCUGUUUUCCCUCGAUGUCAAGGUCCACCGCGGUACUCUGGAGCAGUGAUUACAAACUUGGGCGUACAUGACUUCUCCUGCAGUCCUCCAAAGGUCAUGAUUAAAGAGAACCAACUCAACGUCAGGGUCGGCCGGACAGCGACUUUAUUAUGCACGGCGAGUGGCAUACCCGCCCCUAACAUAACAUGGCUUGAUCCGAACGACAUGGUGAUAUCAGACGAAGGACAUGGACGAUUUGUCAUUUCCUCAGACAUGACCUUGCUUAUUAUUUCGGUUCAGAUAUCCGAUCAAGGGGUAUACACGUGUAUGGCUCGAAAUACCCUGGGUAAAAUGGACCGAGCGGUGAUCAGCCUUACUGUUAUCCAGGACCUGGAGUCUUCAACCUCUUUAGCUGCUUCCGUUCUCCCCACCAUGUUUCUCACCCUUAUUGUUACGUUCAUUGUUGCCGUCCUGGUCAUUUUCCUCAGACGGCGCUACAGAAAGGGAGACCAGACCAAUUUGACCGCUUCUGGGCCGCCUCAUCCAGAACCCACUGUCAGCUUCCACCAUAGAAAGGCCUCUCACUCAGACGGAGGCUACGUCAAUAAAGUCAAUGAUGACCAGUGCGAGUCUGCAACCAACAGGCCAGGUGGAGAAGAAGUUUAUGAAGUCCCCGUUCGGAACACCGACCCCCCUCAAGUCUACCAGGAACUUGCACAGCAGAACAAAGAUGAAGAAUAUGAACCAGUCUGUUAGUGGUGGUCAGUAAUAAGCACCAUGCACCUCUGAGACGCACGAGGAAAUUAAAGACUUAACAUAUAGAAUUCUGAUGAGCAUUGUGUGAUGACGUUUGCAUGACGCACUGAAUUUCUUCUCGAUGCACAUCUUGCGUUUCAGUUUCUUUAAUACAUGUACGUUGGUCCGGGAAAUUGCGUCACCAUUGUUGAUAGGGCUAAUUAAUUAUUAUUUAGAUUUACGUGAAAAUUAAGCACGCAUCUUUUGCCUAUAAAUCACGGUGGAUUUUGUAUACAAUAGAAAGCACUGUUUGAUCACUAAUGGCUUUCAGGUUCUCCGUAGUUAUGACGGCUACGGCUAAACAAAAUAUCACGCGAGUACUGGCAACAAUAACGACACAG